This is a messenger RNA of Rhincodon typus (whale shark), 576 nucleotides long. RefSeq names its product chemokine-like protein TAFA-1. Lineage: Eukaryota; Metazoa; Chordata; Chondrichthyes; Orectolobiformes; Rhincodontidae. Gene Ontology annotation, biological process: regulation of neuroblast proliferation; neuroblast differentiation. The record is from RefSeq and is a predicted model, not a curated record. Gene Ontology annotation, molecular function: receptor ligand activity. The transcript has 5 exons.
AUGCAGCUUGCCGCUUCAACAGCUUUUAAGAUGCAUGGUUUAUUAAAUUACAAUUCUGCCACUAGUUACAGCUACUUUGGAUUCAUUAUCAACUGAAGAGACGCGAUGGUCCCUACAAUGUCCGUGUUGCUGUCUCUGUGGAUAACAGCCUGCGCCUUGGUGUUCAGUCACGGAGCCCUUCCGCCAACACUCGAGCAACUUUAUCUACACCGGCCAGAUGGAGGUACAUGUGAAGUCAUAGCAGCACACAGAUGCUGUAACAAGAAUCGAAUUGAAGAACGAUCACAGACUGUUAAGUGUUCCUGUCUGCCAGGGAAAGUAGCUGGGACAACCAGAGCCAAACCAUCUUGUGUUGAUGCUUCCAUUGUUAUUGGGAAAUGGUGGUGUGAGAUGGACCCCUGUAUAGAGGGAGAGGAAUGCAAGACAUUACCAGAUAAUUCAGGAUGGAUGUGUGCUUCUGGCAAUAGAGUUAAGACUACAAAGAUCCAUCCGAGAACUUAAAACCCAGACUCCAGACUUUUCGUAAUGAUGGAAGACAGCCAUUAUGAAGGACAGUUAGUUGAAACACUGCAGUCA